Terrapene triunguis (Three-toed box turtle) is the source of this 1018-nucleotide messenger RNA. Its product is annotated as cysteine-rich protein 2. The record is from RefSeq and is a predicted model, not a curated record. The transcript is spliced from 8 exons. The coding region runs from base 34 to 657 and encodes 207 amino acids. Lineage: Eukaryota; Metazoa; Chordata; Testudines; Emydidae.
GCAGCGCGUCUCGCCGGCUGCGCGACCCGCGGCAUGGCAGCCAAGUGCCCCCGGUGCGCCAAGGCCGUCUACUUCGCCGAGAAAGUGACCUCUUUAGGCAAGGACUGGCACAAGUUCUGUUUGAAGUGCGAGCGCUGCAACAAGACCCUGACCCCUGGGGGCCAUGCUGAGCAUGACGGGAAGCCCUUCUGCCACAAGCCAUGCUAUGCAACAUUGUUCGGACCAAAAGGUGUGAAUAUUGGUGGAGCUGGCUCCUAUAUCUAUGAGAAGCCUCAGAUGGAAGAGCAGCCGGCUCUGAGGCCCAUUGAGCAUGUUUCGAAGGUAGAAGAGAAGAAAGUCAGUGGUCCACCGAAGGGGCCCAGCAGAGCCUCCAGUGUCACCACCUUCACCGGGGAGCCCAACAUGUGCCCGCGCUGCGGCAAAAAAGUCUACUUCGCUGAGAAGGUGACUUCACUGGGGAAGGACUGGCACCGCCCCUGCCUGCGCUGCGAGCGCUGCGGCAAGACUCUGACCCCUGGCGGCCACGCGGAGCACGACGAGCAGCCGUACUGCCACAAGCCCUGCUACGGGAUCCUCUUUGGGCCAAAGGGAGUGAACACUGGAGCUGUUGGAAGUUACAUCUACGAUAAAGACCCCGAAGCAAAGGACCAGCCCUAAGGAGCUCGCUGCCUCCCUCCUGCCCGCCCGCCCGACACAGGCCACUCUCACUGCUCCCUCUUUCCUCAGCUCCCCUCUGUAGAAGUAGCUUAGCUCCAGGACGGCUAAGCCGUGCGCUGGAGCAACCCUGAGCCUGGCUGGCCACAGAGCUGUGCUCCCUGCUGUUUGUAUUCUGGGCGGGGCAGUCCCGCCCUCUGGAUUUUAUAAUAUAAUAUAAGCUUUGAUGUUAAAAACAGAAGUAGAAAGUGUCUCUGGUUGCUCCCAAUGUGCCUGACUCUCCUGAGCUCUCCCAUGGGGUUCCUUAUCCCUCAGGCCCUCAGCCCCCUGCCAGCCAUGGGAUGGAGGCUUCCUGGGCAUGACU